GGCUGGGCCGCCCCUACGCGAGCAGCCGCCGCUGUCGCGGUCGCGGCGGGAGAGGUGACAAGCCGCUGUGCGGAGCCGCCUCCGACCGGGUGGGAGAAGCGGGUGCUCCCGCCCUCGCCCUUGCGUGCCCCGCUCCGAGGUCAGUGACUUAAAAAGUGCCUUUGUCAAGUCACUUUUAUGAGUGAGGAUUGCUUCGCCUGUGUUCUCCAAAUCCUGUCUUUGCCAGCCAGACAUUGCCUUCACCUUACACCUGGCAGAAGAUACCUCAGCUGUCUCCAUUUGCCAAUUAGUUGAUGGGAAACUGAAAACAGAAAAAGAGGAAGAAUAAUUAUUAUUAUUCCUGGGACACGAACAAAUGACUGCAUUGCUUUUCAUCUGUAGUGAAUACCAGCAAGCGAUUGUCAGAGAACUGUUCUAUCAAGGAGUGCCAUUGCAUUGAAAGACCUUGGCUUAAAACUGGUGCAUCCGUGAUAACAAUCAACAGGCCCAAGUGUUUUACAGACAGAAAUGCUUCUGAGCAUGGUUUUUCCCAGCCAAAAGUCUACAAGCGGGACUUAAUGAUUGAUGAAUGACUGCUUGCUGAUAAACUUUCUCUGUUUAUUCUGCUUUGUGUGUUUUGGACAUAGUUAAUCGUUCCCACUUUUUUUUUAACUUUCUUUUCAAUUGGAGUUUAAUUUUUUUUCUGGUUAUUUUUUUUUGUUUGUGUCUUUUUUUUUUUUUCUUCUCCCUUUUCUUUGUCAUUAGUUUUGGAAAUUUCCUUGGCAUAAUCCGCUUGACAGCAACUUACAAAUUCGAAAUCAGCUUUUCAUCAUGGCUUUGAAUGUUGCUCCUGUAAGAGAUACAAAAUGGCUAACCUUAGAAGUGUGCAGACAAUUUCAGAGGGGAACUUGUUCACGCUCUGAUGAAGAAUGCAAAUUUGCACACCCUCCUAAAAGCUGCCAGGUUGAAAAUGGAAGAGUUAUUGCCUGCUUUGAUUCCUUAAAGGGUCGUUGUACAAGAGAGAACUGCAAGUACCUUCAUCCACCAACUCAUUUAAAAACUCAACUGGAAAUCAAUGGCAGGAACAACUUAAUCCAACAAAAAACUGCAGCUGCAAUGCUUGCCCAGCAAAUGCAAUUCAUGUUUCCAGGGACACCGCUACAGCCAGUGCCCACAUUUCCAGUGGGUCCCACAAUAGGAACGAACACGGCUAUUAGCUUUGCUCCUUACCUAACGCCAGUAACACCAGGAGUUGGCUUAGUCCCGACUGAGAUCCUACCCACGCCGCCUGUCAUUGUUCCUGGAAGUCCGCCGGUUUCAGUCCCUGGUUCAACUGCUACCCAGAAACUCCUCAGGACUGAUAAACUGGAGGUGUGCAGGGAGUUCCAGCGAGGAAACUGUGCGCGUGGAGAGACUGAUUGCCGCUUUGCGCAUCCGGCAGACAGCACAAUGAUUGACACAAACGACAACACCGUAACCGUGUGUAUGGAUUACAUAAAAGGUCGUUGCAUGAGGGAGAAAUGCAAAUAUUUUCACCCUCCUGCACAUUUGCAGGCCAAAAUCAAAGCGGCGCAACACCAAGCCAACCAGGCUGCGGUGGCAGCCCAGGCAGCUGCGGCAGCUGCGACUGUGAUGGCCUUUCCUCCUGGUGUUCUUCACCCUUUACCAAAGAGACAAGCACUUGAAAAAAGCAAUGGUGCCAGUGCCGUUUUCAAUCCCAGUGUCUUGCACUAUCAACAGGCUCUUGCCAAUGCUCAGUUGCAGCAACACGCGGCGUUUAUCCCGACAGAUAAUCCUGAAAUAGCCGGCAGGAGCGGGACGGAGUGUCACGAAGCCUCCCUGCGGACGGCCAAGCACGGCUACUGUACAUACUACCCCGUCUCCUCCUCUCUAGAGUUGCCACAAACUGCAUGCUAAGUCAAGAAUUUGUUCUUAUGGACAAAUCACAAACUCGAAAAAGCUAGUGCUGCUAUGUCAUAUAUGAAUAUUAAAUAUGGUAUGCUUACUAUACUCCAACCUUAAAAUAGUUAACUACCUGAUACCAGCUGUGAUGUUUCGAGGCAUAAAGGGUAACAUUUAGUUUUAAAGAUUUUUUCUAAGCAUAGUUUAAUUCUUGCAAACGUCGUCUUUUCUCCAUAACGAUGCCUAACGAAAUGGUCCGGUUCAGUUAGCCUCGUGAGAUUCAGCACUGAUGAAUCUUUCGAGCUCAGCAAUAAUUAAGUUGUAUUGGCAAAAAAAAAAAAAUGUACCCCGGUUGCAGGUUUAAUUUCCCCCUGAACUAUGAUUGGGGUUUUACUUCUCGGUUAAAAACAAAACAAAACACCAAACAACCUUGGCGAGUUGAUUCCAAGACGGAGGAAGUGAAACGCAGCCUCCGGCGUCCUGCACGUCACUCUGCCAAUCUGAAUAUUUUUAGCCAGAAGUCCAAAGUAAAGCACAAAUUCUUUAGAUGCACAUGGUUGGUGUUUGACUUGUAUGGAGAAGUUGCAUUUGAAUCAUAGCAGAGUAGCAGAAGAAAAACGUUAAAUUUUGCACAGUAUGAGCUUCAUACCCCUUUGAGUCCCCAAAAGAACAAAGUCUUGAGAAUAUUAUUUUACAAGUAUAUUUAUAAUGUUUUUAAAAGAGACUUUGCAGAAGUGCCUAAAUUUUGUCACAUCAGACUUGAUGAAAGUGAGCCUGAUGCCAACAGUCAGAUCUCACCGGAAGCGAAUAGUCUUUCAAACUCAUCGUCAGGUUACCAAAAAAAGAUCCAAGCUGUUAAGAAGUAACUUCUAGAAGUGUAAACUCAAAACAAACAAAGAAAAAAAGACCAAACUAAUGUAAGAAAAGGAGAAAGAGAAGGCUGUAGAUGACCAGAUUUGUAUGAUACUCUAAUUUAAUUAAAAUUCAGCUGAGUCACUGAAACUUCAGAGGUGACUUUAAUCUAGACUAUUAACUGAACACUAAGAAUGUAGAACGAGAUGCAGUUUAAUAAGUCAUUACUAUAUUUGCUUUGGUUUUUGUUUUUGAUUGGAUUACAGGAUUGUAACCAGGUUAGAGUGGAGGAAAACAAAAUAGUUCUUUUAAUUGUUUUUUCUUUAAAAACAUAUUUUAUGUCACAAAAGUAUGAAGAUAUCUUUAAUACAAUUAUAUACAUGUUAUAUAUACAUACAUACAUAUAUAUGGAUG
Molecule: messenger RNA, 3147 nt
Organism: Colius striatus (speckled mousebird)
Lineage: Eukaryota; Metazoa; Chordata; Aves; Coliiformes; Coliidae
Gene: MBNL2
Product: muscleblind like splicing regulator 2
Exons: 7
Coding region: 811-1896 (361 amino acids)
Molecular function (GO): metal ion binding
Source: RefSeq, a predicted model, not a curated record